Capsella rubella is the source of this 958-nucleotide messenger RNA. Its product is annotated as transcription factor bHLH54. Gene Ontology annotation, molecular function: RNA polymerase II cis-regulatory region sequence-specific DNA binding; protein dimerization activity; DNA-binding transcription factor activity, RNA polymerase II-specific. The record is from RefSeq and is a predicted model, not a curated record. The coding region runs from base 1 to 777 and encodes 258 amino acids. Gene Ontology annotation, cellular component: nucleus. The transcript is spliced from 4 exons. Gene Ontology annotation, biological process: regulation of transcription by RNA polymerase II. Lineage: Eukaryota; Viridiplantae; Streptophyta; Magnoliopsida; Brassicales; Brassicaceae.
AUGGACGUUUUUGUUGAUGGUGAAUUGGAGUCUCUCUUGGGGAUGUUCAACUUUGAUCAAUGUUCAUCAUCUAAAGAGGACAGACCGCGAGACGAGAUGCUUGGCCUCGCUAGCCUUUACAAUGGUCAUAUUCAUCAACAUCAUCACCAGAACAACGUCUUGUCUUCUGAUCAUCAUGCUCUCUUGCUUCCUGAUAUGUUCCCGUUUGGUGCAAUGCCUGGAGGAAAUCUUCCGGCCAUGCUUGAUUCUUGGGAUCAAAACCAUCACCUCCAAGAAACGUCAUCUCUUAAGAGGAAACUACUUAACGUGGAGAAUCUAUGCAAAACUAACUCCGACUGUGACGUCACAAGACAAGAGCUUGCGAAAUCCAAGAAAAAACAGAGGGUAAGCUCGGAAAGCAAUACAGUUGACGAAAGCAACACUAAUUGUAUAGAUGGUCAGAGCUUAAGCAACAGUUCAGAUGAUGAGAAAGCUUCGGUCACAAGUGUUAAAGGCAAAACUAGAGCCACCAAAGGAACAGCCACUGAUCCUCAAAGCCUCUAUGCUCGGAAACGAAGAGAGAAGAUUAACGAAAGGCUCAAGACACUGCAAAACCUUGUACCGAACGGGACAAAAGUAGAUAUAAGUACGAUGCUAGAAGAAGCGGUCCAUUACGUGAAGUUCUUGCAGCUUCAGAUUAAGCUGUUGAGCUCGGAUGAUCUAUGGAUGUACGCGCCAUUGGCUUACAACGGACUCGACAUGGGCUUCCAUCACAACCUUUUGUCUCGGCUGAUGUGAUUGUGAAGGACUUACAUACAAAAGUUACAACGUAAUAAUUUGUAAAGAGCAACCCAUUUUAGAACAUAAUAUUAUCCUUAAUUGGGGCCAACUAAAGAGAUCUACUAUAAGAUCCUACGUACCAUUUUUCUUUUCUUUUUUUGUUGUUGUUCGUUCUGAUAUUAUUGUUAUUCUUAAUUAA